Molecule: messenger RNA, 517 nt
Organism: Dracunculus medinensis (Guinea worm)
Lineage: Eukaryota; Metazoa; Nematoda; Chromadorea; Rhabditida; Dracunculidae
Source: the annotation of a GenBank genome assembly
GACGUUAACGGAUACUAUUAGCUCAGAUACAAUAUAUGCAAUGGCUGCAAUAUUAUUCUCAUUAAGUUUUAUUUUCCAUGAUUACGCCAUGAAUGCCCCCGUAGUUUCAAUGGCUGUGUCAAUGAAUCUGUGUCUAGCAGCUUCGGUUUGCUUAAUAUCUCGUAUAAAAUCAAAUCAAACGGCCUUUUCUCUAUUAGUAAUAUCUAUUGCAUUUUUUUUCUACUGGCCCAUACUGAGGAAUGAAAUAUAUUUGUUGUGUCCAAAUGCGGCCAUUUUAUUGUUAAUUUUGUUGAGCCCACUAACUUUAUAUUUACUUUGUGAAUUUUCCACCGUCCUUGCUAUUGGUUAUUUAUUUUUUCACUUUUCCAUCCUUAUAAUUUGUCCAUGGAUUCUCAUCAAAAUGCAGCCCUUGAAAAGGUUGUUUCUUUUACUUUUAUUUAUAAAAAUUUUUAUUUCGAAAGAAAUUCAGAAAAUUCUAUCGCUAUAUUGUUCAUCCACCACUAAUUUUAUUUAUUAA